Coffea arabica (coffee) is the source of this 2787-nucleotide messenger RNA. Lineage: Eukaryota; Viridiplantae; Streptophyta; Magnoliopsida; Gentianales; Rubiaceae. The record is from RefSeq and is a predicted model, not a curated record.
UAGUUGGUCACUCAUAAUACGGUGACUAGAUGUUUUCCUCCCAAGAUACCUCUUUACAUGGUAUCAGAGCAAGAGUCCUAGGGUUUAGGUUAAACAUCUAGCAAAGACUGUUCAUCGCGGCACUGUUCAUCGCGGCACUGUUCACGGGGCACUGUUCACGCGUACUGUUCACGCGUCUCGAGUUUUGACCCUUUCUUGGGUUUGAAGUGCUAUUCGCUAUGGCUGAAAGUUUAUCAAAAAGUAUUGUGACGUCCACUAAUAUUAUGCCAAUGGUGAUGCCUCAAAUCACAAAUUGGAAGUUGAAUGAUACCAAUUAUCAACAGUGGUCAAAAGCUGUUAAGAUUUAUCUGACAGGCUUAGGAAAGCAACGUUAUCUCACAGAUGACUCUCCUACGGAGGAUAGCAAGAAACUAAUGUGGAUUCAAGAGGAUGCCCAAAUUCUUGGAGCAAUAUGGAAUUCUAUGGAGCCACGAAUUGCUUACAUGUGUUCUCAUUGUGAGACAACAAAAGAAGUUUGGGAUUAUGUCCGGUUAUUAUAUUGCAGUAAUCUCUCACGGAUGUUUGAUAUUUCUUUGGAGUAUUUUCAGUUGCAACAAGAUAACAAGACAGUAACUGAAUACUUUGCUGAUCUUAAGCGAGUCUCAGAGGAAUUAAAUGCUGUAAUGCCUCUCUCAAGUGAUAUCAAGGUUAUGCAGAGGCAAAGAGAACAAAUGCUUGUGCUCAAAUUCCUGGCUGGUCUCAAGCCGGAAUUUGAACCAAUCAAAUCUCAAAUUUUAGCAGGUGAACAAUUACCAUCCUUUGCAGAGGCGUAUGCUCGGGUCUUACGUUCUGCAUCUAAGGACAAUGCACAGGGUGAUGGUGCUUUAAUUAAUGACAAAUCUGCUUUAAUUGCUAACAAUAAUCGGACAGAGCAACUUAAUUUUGGACGUGGCUCUCGUGGAGGAAGAAGUAGAGGUCGUGGGGGUCGUGGAGGUCGAGGCACCCGUGAGUGCAAUCAUUGUGGUUUAAAGAAUCACACUCGUGAUACUUGUUGGGAUUUAAAUGGAAAACCACCUCGGUUUGUUAAUACGGUUACCACUGAUCAAACUGAAUCAAGUUCUUUAGCACAAGGGUCUCAGAAGACUGUUACCAUAUCUGAGGAAGAUUAUAUCAAAUUUCUGCAGUACCAAACUGCAAAUCACGCAUCUCUUCCCUCUACUUCUGUAGCACAAAAAGGUAAUGCUAUGGCUUGUCUCUCCACAUCAUCUAAUUUUGACUCAUGGAUCAUUGAUUCCGGAACUACUGAUCAUAUGUCAGGAUUUGAAGACAAAGAGGACGAUUGGUGGAGGACAUGAGCAUAAUGGUCUUUACUUUCUCAACUCUAAUGGUCCGAUUGCGUGCCCUGCUACUGUUUCUCCUCUUGAAAUUCACUGUCGUUUGGGUCAUCCGUCUCUACAAAAUUUGAAGAAGUUGGUCCCUACCUUGAGUCAGUUGUCUUCAUUAGAAUGUGAGUCUUGUCAAUUAGGAAAGCAUCAUCGUGUUUCUUUUGUCCCUAGGGUCAAUAAACGGGUUUCGGAACCCUUUUUGUUAGUUCAUUCUGAUGUUUGGGGUCCUAGUCGAGUAACUUCAAAGUUAGGUUUUAAAUAUUUUGUAAUCUUUGUUGAUGAUUUUUCCAGAGUUACAUGGCUUUAUUUAAUGAAAGAUCGUUCAGAAUUAUAUUCCAUUUUUUGUGCAUUUGUUACAGAAAUAAAGACUCAAUUUGGUGUGCCUGUACGUAUACUUCGCAGUGAUAAUGCGAAAGAAUAUUUUUCCACUCCUUUUGAUACCUUUAUGACUAAGUCCGGUAUUCUUCAUCAGUCCUCUUGUCCUCACACUCCACAACAGAAUGGAGUUGCUGAAAGAAAAAUUGGACAUUUAAUCGAAGUUGCUCGGACACUUUUGUUGCACAUGAAUGUACCCAAACAAUUUUGGAGUGAUGCAGUUUUAACUGCAUGUUAUUUAAUUAAUCGCAUGCCAUCCGAUAUUCUUGGAGGCCAACUACCUCACUCCAUUCUUUUUCCUCAGGACCCUAUAUUUAAAUUACCUCCUCGUAUUUUUGGUUGUGUGUGUUUUGUUCAUCAGCUUGCUCCCGGGGUGGAUAAAUUAGAUUCUCGUGCCAUUAAGUGUAUUUUCUUAGGAUACGCACGAGCGCAAAAGGGGUAUAGAUGUUACAGUCCAGUUUUAAAUCGUUUUUUCACUUGUGCUGAUGUUACUUUCUUUGAAUCCACUCCUUAUUUUAUGAAGCAAGGUAUGUCUUGUGAGUUAGACCAGUGUUCCUCUUUUUCUCCUCCUGUUUUACCAGUCCCUUCAUCUUUAUUACCUGAGUUAUCGGGUUCACCAGAUUCCACCACUCGAUUAUCUCAUCCUAAUCUUCAAGUUUAUUCUCGUCGUUCCAUGGUUGAGAAAGCUCCUGAUAUGCUACGCACUUCACCAAUUAACUCUCAAUCUUCAGAUCCAGGUAUGACGCCCUCUUGUGAGUCAGAUCUUCCUAUUGCUUUACGUAAAGGUAAGAGACAUUGUACUUCUCAUCCUAUUUCUAAUUUUGUCUCUUAUUCUCGUCUCUCUCUGUCAUAUUCUUCUUUUGUUGCAUCUCUUGAUUCGGUAUCCAUUCCUAAGUCUAUUACCCAUGCUCUCAAUGAUCCUGGUUGGAGGUUAGCUAUGCAGGAAGAGAUGCUUGCUUUGGAGAAAAAUGGUACUUGGGAUCUUGUCCCUCGUCCUUCAGAUUGAAGGCUCGUCUGGUAGCUCGAGGAUUUACUCAGGUGUAUGGAG